AUGGAGAGCAACACAUCCUUCGGGAACUGUACUGAUCCCCAGAUGUCCUUUCAGUCCACCCUAUAUGCCACCACAUACACCCUCAUAUUCAUCCCUGGCCUCCUGGCAAACAGUGCUGCACUGUGGGUCUUGUGCCGCUUCAUCAGCAAGAAAAGCAAAGCCGUCAUUUUCAUGAUCAACCUGGCUGUUGCUGACCUGGCUCACGUCCUCUCACUGCCCUUACGGACGUAUUACUACAUAAACCACAGCUGGCCGUUUGGAAGCUUUCUGUGCCAGGUGUGCUUCUACCUGAAGUAUCUCAACAUGUAUGCUAGCAUUUGCUUCCUCACCUGCAUCAGCAUCCAGCGGUACCUCUUCCUCCUGCAUCCCUUCAAAGCCAAUGACUGGAAGCGGCGGUACGAUGCAGCCAUCAGUGCUGCUGUCUGGCUCUUUGUUGGGGCAGCAUGUUUACCCCUGCUUGUAGUGAGGAGUCCGACCUUGUCCAACAGCAUAAACACAUGCUUCUCAGACCUGGGGGUGAAGCAGCUGAGCCCAGGAGCCUCCAUUGCACUGGUGACAGUAGCAGAGCUGUUUGGGUUUGUCAUCCCCUUCAGCAUCAUUGCUUGCUGCACUUGGAAGAUGUGGCAGUCCCUGCGGGAGGGCCCAACUCAGCUGCAAAACACCAGUGAGAAACAGAAGGCUUUGCGCAUGGUCUUGAUGUGUGCAGCCGUCUUCUUCAUCUGUUUCACCCCCUACCACAUCAACUUUCCUUUCUUUAUGAUGGUGAUAGAGAACAUCAUCCAGGACUGUGCUAUUCACAAGAGCACACUCCGCUUCCACCCCAUCUCCCUCUGCCUGGCGAGCCUCAACUGCUGCCUGGAUCCGGUCCUCUACUACUUCAUGACCUCUGAGUUCCAGGACCAUCUGCUGCGCCACAGCUGUGUCACCCUGCGAGCUUGGUUCACACGCCGCAGGAACCUCUCCAUCGCCAAAACCGGCCACGACAUUCGCAUGAAGAGAAACCUUCCAAGUCUCAAGUUUUUGUCUCUUCCAAAGUUCUUUGGCCGAAUAAACAGCAUGGAAAUCCCCGCCAUGCCACCUGAUGAGCUUCUGUUGGAGUCUAUCUCUUGA
Molecule: messenger RNA, 1110 nt
Organism: Nestor notabilis (Kea)
Lineage: Eukaryota; Metazoa; Chordata; Aves; Psittaciformes; Psittacidae
Product: putative P2Y purinoceptor 10
Exons: 1
Coding region: 1-1110 (369 amino acids)
Biological process (GO): positive regulation of Rho protein signal transduction; phospholipase C-activating G protein-coupled receptor signaling pathway
Cellular component (GO): membrane
Molecular function (GO): G protein-coupled receptor activity
Source: RefSeq, a predicted model, not a curated record